GAAACCUUAAUACAUUGCUUACAUGAAUUCCCUUGCAAGUUCUACCACACAGGAGCGAAAUGCUAUCAAGGAGAUAAGUGCAAAUUUUCUCAUGCUCCCCUGACUGCAGAAACAAAAGAGCUGUUGGAUAAGGUUUUGAAUACUGAGGAGGAACCACAAAACGAAGAUGAGAAAGAACUGGAGGAACUCAGAAAGCGUGGCAUUGUUCCUCUCCCUAAGCCACCACCAGGUGUUGGGCUUCUGCCAACCCCGCCAGAGCAAUAUCCGUUUUCCGAGUCUGAUAUAGAAAAUUAUCAAGAUCCUUCAGGAGAAUACAAGAAAAUCCCGUCUCUCUUUGAAAUAGUUGUGAAGCCUACUGUGGAUUUAGCACACAAAAUUGGAAAAAAGCCACCGACCUUCUAUAACAGCGCAUCACCACCAAGACCACCGUUUCAGGGAAAUGACCCCCAUUCUCAGCAUAUGUAUAAUCCAGGUUCAAGUCCAGGGCCGGGACCCGGCAUGUCACAAGGACAUAACGGGCCGCCGAUGCACCCAGGUUCUCCUGGACAUCAUCCAUGCGCGGGGCCUCAGGGCCCAGGGAUGCCGCAGAGUCCUCCUAUGCAGGGUGUUCCGCCAGGCUUUCUGGGACCGCAGAACCAGACUGGUAUGCCUAUGCAAGGACAGCAAGGUGGGCCACCUCUCACGCCGCCAGGUCUCGGUGGAUCUUACAAUGCCCCAGGAGUUCAAGGACAUAUGGUGAAUAUGCCGAGAGAGAAUCAUUGUCCUCCGGGGCCACAAUACCAGCAGAUGCCUGGUGAACGGCAGCCGAAUAUGAAUUACGAGCCUAUUCAGAACCCAGCUGAUUUCUAUGACAAUUACUAUUCUCAUCAAGCCGUUCAUAACUUCCAGCCAGCUAAUAACUCUGGUGAUGGAACAUGGCAUGGAGAAUUUACAGAUCACCAGGCUCACCUCAUGGCUCAAGAGUCGCAUCAAGGUGGAAGCGAGUCGGACUGCAUGAGUAGCCAUAUGGGCCAUAAACCAGCCAUUAACGUACCGGAUUUUCUUCCAGCAAUGCAGAAAGCCCUUUAUGUGAGACUUAGUCAAAAGCAUCAAAGAGACGGAGACUCUGUCAGCAGCCAGGGUCAGAGGGCAAUGAGCAAAGAUGAAGAUGACAAUGUCAACUGGUAUUCCAGUAGUGAAGAGGAAGAGGGGAGCAGUGUUAAAUCAAUACUAAAAACCUUAAAGAAACAAAGCGAAAAUUUUAGGAAUCGGCAACAACAUUCCACGGAGCAGCACAUGCUUGGUAUGCCUACUGAUCCGAGGCUGGCAAAAGAAAAAGGCGCAGGGCCUCAGGCUGCUGACCCGAGACUGCGGGCCUCUCCAAGGUCCAACCCCAGAAAGCCUUCCGAAUCCGCGUCCCUGGACCCACGGCUUGUACGAGAUCCCAGGAUGCACAAGGUCAGCGAGGGCGGUCACGCCAGCUCCUCCCUUGGGGGAGCAAAGCUAGAUUUACACCACGCGCACACUGGAGUCAAGGUCAAGCAAAAAGGGAUGGAUGAUGACGAAGAGGACUCGGAAAGAGAGCUGAGAGAGCGAGCUUUCCUGAUACCGUUGGAACCUUUGCCUGGUGUAACGUUAAGAGAUCCCCGAUCUCAGCUUAGGCAGUUCAGCCACAUAAAAAUGGAUGUUACCCUGAUGAAACCAAACUUUGCUAAGCAUAUUGUAUGGGCACCCGAAGACUUGCUCCCAAUACCUUUGCCCAAGCCGGACCCCGUCUCUUCAAUCAAUUUACCUCUUCCUCCACUCAUCGCUGACCAGAGACUUAAUAAACUGCGGAAUUUGAAAAACGAUCCCCAUCCAAAUGCCAUGCCAGCUGACCCGCGGCUAGCUGCGAAGGCAAAAAACAGCUUAACGGGCAGGAGCGGCUACUUGGAUCCAUCUGCGGAUUCGCAUGCCAGUAGCUCAAGCAAAUUAGGAGAUCCUCGCUUACAAAAAAACGUCGAUCCCAGACUCCACAGACUGUCGAGCGCAGAUACGCAUCACGGAGUCGCGAAGGAUUCGCACCCUCCGAAGUUUGACCCCCGCCUGGCCAGAUCUGCUGCCGCCUCGUCGCAGCCCUCGGAAGCCGCGACUGCUAAACCUGACCCGGAUGCUCUGCCUCCGUACGCACCCAAAUUAUCAUCGAGUGGCGUUAGGCUGGGAACUCCGGGCUCGAUACUGAGCGGGAUUAGUUUGUAUGAUCCGAGAGAUCACAGCUCGGCAUUGGACACAGCUCCAGCUAGUUCAGGAGAGAACGGAGAGAACCAGAAAAAAAGUAUUUUGAAAAACUCUGGUAAAAAUGAACCGAGUCUCUCAGAAGAUACAUCGCUGCAGAAGGCUGCCUCGAACGUGGAAAAAAAUACUGAAGGAUCGGCAGAAGCUACUUCAGAUAAAGCAAAUAGCACCAGUAAAUCUCAGGCUAAACACUCCAGCGCCGCACCGGCGGUGCAUAAUCUUCCUAUCCAAGCUUUAUCGGGAUUAAUCAGACCGCAGUACAGCGACCCGAGGCAGGUUAGGCAGCCUGGACAGGUAACUCAGACGCAGGAGAGCGAUCCGAAUGGGGAAUCAGAUGAUAAGUCAUUAAAAGAUGUUUUCAAGACUUUCGAUCCAACCGCUUCACCGUUUUGUUAGCAAUUGAUUUUAAGUCUUUUUACUGUUGUGAAUAUUGCAGUUUUCUGCUGUUUUGUAACUGGUUUACCUCUUUGCUUUAUUUAUUUUUAAAUUAUAAUUAUCAACACUUUUCAGCUGCUAAUCUCAGAACCACAUGCAGUUAUACAGUAUGCUAUAGUGUUUGCAAAGCUGUGGUAUUUUCUAUAUAAUACUUUUCCAAUUUCAGGGAGACUAAUAAUUGACAUGUAGAAAACCCCCCAUGUAUCGUGUUAGAGCUGAUAAAAGCACUUUCAUUGUAAAUAAGUCAUUAAGAAAGUCUGAAGACCUGUAUAUGUGUGAGCUGUCUCUUUCAUAAACAACAUUUAGAUAUGAUUGCCACAUUUGUAUGAUUGUAUAGAUACAAGCAAUAUUAUGUACAUUACUGUGAGAGACACUGUUUGACAAGGAUUGUCUGACGCAUCAAGCCAAACCUACUAACUGAUUUAAAACCUGCGUAAAUGAUUUAAGAGGAAAACGUUGAUCCUCCUUUUCCGAUCAGUUGAUGUAAGACAUUGACAGUUUUUAUUCAUGCAGUCAAUAUUCUUAGUGUAAAAGAGACCUAUAUCGCAUAUUGAGGAUUAAAAAUGUCAUAUCUUUUAAAAGUAUUUUAUUCUAUGCUGUAUAUAGAAGAAAUUGUGAAGUACCUAACUAGAAGAAAGUUACUGUUAAAAGUGGAGAAUACCUAAGUUGUCUAAUACAAAAAAGGGUUUUUAUUUAAUUUUUUCACGCAUACACAAUUCUGAUUAGUGCUAUAAGUUACAUUGUGGUGUUCAUGUAUUUCAAUGUAUUUUUGUAUUCAGCUGCUUAAUUUGUAUUGCUUUUUUUGUAUUGAUGUAACUGCAGUACUUGUAUUCAUGGUGUCUUUAUGACAUUUUUAACAAAAAAAUUAAAAAGGGUACAGUUCAAGUCUGGUAAUGACUGUGAUGUUGACACGCUGGCAGCUAGUUCAGCCUUGGGGAAAGAGCAGGAGUAGGGGUGUCUGCAGGAUGGAGGUGACUAAACCCGUUUUUGGUACGGUCGCUACGCCGCUUUGCAGUCAGAUGGUAGCGGGUUUUCAAACUAGCCUUGUACCGAAUCCAAACGGAGUUAGCUUGCUGCGCGCUUCCAAGCUCAGACCGCCGGUUUGGAGAGAGUCGUCAUUUAUCAGCAUUGCUGUGAGAAAUGUCGUGCAUGUUCUUUAAUUUCUGAAGAUGUUGCAUGCCGAGAGCACAACUGUCCUCAAAGCCUCUCUUGUUUUGCCUUUUGGGUUGCUUUUUAUAUAGAGGAAAUGUAGUCAUACCUAGCUAGCUGCGUUUACAAUAAAAAUUUGCCGUCUGCUCAAUUGCCAUCUG
This is a messenger RNA of Pelecanus crispus (Dalmatian pelican), 3998 nucleotides long. NCBI's taxonomy places the organism in Eukaryota, Metazoa, Chordata, Aves, Pelecaniformes, Pelecanidae. The record is from RefSeq and is a predicted model, not a curated record.